Messenger RNA from Zophobas morio, 5095 nucleotides. RefSeq lists its product as uncharacterized. The transcript is spliced from 12 exons. The record is from RefSeq and is a predicted model, not a curated record. Bases 1552 to 5028 code for a protein of 1158 amino acids. NCBI's taxonomy places the organism in Eukaryota, Metazoa, Arthropoda, Insecta, Coleoptera, Tenebrionidae.
ACACAAGAAUCCAAGAUGAUUCAUACCACAAUCGUGCAGCACGUAAACAACGAACAUUGAUGUUGACUUUGUUGCUAGGUGUAGUGUGUAUCUGUGAGUGUAUAAUAGGUACCCUAGUACCAGUAAGGAAUAAGGUGGUGAUUUGUGCCACCAAAUUACCAACGUCCACGGUGGUAGAAGUAAGGUGUGGAAACAAGCCGCUCCAAUUUGUUGAAUAAAACACGCAUCCCAGUAGGCUUAUUUACUACGAAAUAGUAUGCAGCACAGUAUGUCCAUCUAUGUAUUAACAUUUCAACUUGUCCGUGUAUUUAUGAAUGAAAUAAGUGACAGAUUCGUUGGAGGGAAAAUAAAUCACAGCACUACGGUUUGUGGUUGGUCUUUGGUGUGAAUCGUGUGAUUGGUAGAUGAUUCGACAUUUGUGAUUGGGUAAUAAAUGACAUUGGCAUAAAUGUCAAAGAUUUAAUACAGUUUUCUAUUACUUAAUUUCAACUGAUCUCUCUAGACGUCGCUGCGGUGUGGACAGAUAAUGACAUAUAAUCCAAACCACGCGAUUUGUGUUUUCUACCAAUGAUUUUGAGGAAAGUUAUGAAUGAGGUUUCCACACCUUACUUCUACCACCGUGCCAACGUCUAUAUGCAUGCCAUUCGCCCUUAUUACUUCUGGGUAUACUGUUUUACAAUAGUUAAAUUGACUAUAAAAAUCGCACAUACAUACAGGAAGUCGGCUUUGAAAUUUCCACAAUUUUGCCGCCUUAUUGUGAUAGUAACCAUUGAUAGGGGACACCCAAUACUUCAGCUCAAAUAAUAAAUUUGCAACGUAUUUUAAACAAACUGCAUUUCUUUUUUAAGAUGUAGUGGCAGAUUUUCGGAAACAACUUAACGUGCGAUCUUUUAUAAUCGCCUCCUCUUGUAUACCAUAUAUAUACAUGAUGGGUAAAUUAUGUGGCAUUUUUAUAUAUAGUUCUUUAUUUCGCAGACAUUUUUCCAAAAUUAAUUUUAUUAUAACUAAUUACAUUAAAUUCGAAAAUUGUUCUUCGUUAAAAAAAUAUUUUUAGUAACAAAAAUUGCCGAACAUUCGAAAGGAACAACCACAAUAUGGGGAAACGAGGCUUGUUUAACCUGAAAACUUUGAUUAAGUAAUUAAUUAUAAUUACUGAUUUUCUCAAGGUGCUAGAUGCAUUUCAUUUAUCACUUUAACAAUAAUGGGUUUCACAAAUAAAAUCAGUGGAGUUAACGCCUUAUAAUACUAUUCAAAUGUGUUAUUAUCCCCACAACACCGAAACACUGUCAACACGUCUGAGCAGCUACGGUUUCUUCAACUUUUCGGACUAAACCAAACGAAACUAAAUUACACUGAAUUUCAUAACUUCAGUCCAGAAUAUGUCAGCGUAGCUGCUGAAACGCCUCAUUUUUCGGUGUUGUAAACACAAAAAUGUUUUUGAGUUCGUACACUGCACCAUGAACGAGAUCUUCGCUUUACAUUAAAAAUAACAUUUUUAGAAUACACUUUGCAGCGUUAUAAGUAUAAGAUUGAAACCAAUAUUUUUCUGUUAUGGAAAACAAAUUGCAUAAUAUCAUCAGGAACCACAUUUCCAUUCCAGAAGAUGAAAUUUCCAGGAACAAUCAAAUUCUUGCUUCUGUUCUUCCAAAAAUCAUAGACAGUAUGAAGAAAAAGGAUCCACUUUUUAAGGCUAUGUACAGACGUACUUUUUACGGAGGCAGCUACUACGAUGGUUUGAAAGUUGGCAAACCUGAAGAAUUUGAUUUAGAUUUGUUGCUUGACGUCCCCAAGUAUGCCGAACCUGAAUUACUUAGCAGUGGGUACCCUGGUUUUGUCAAGGUGCGCGUUAAUAAAUAUCAUGCUUGGAUGAAACAACCUGAAGCAACACCAUCUUAUGAAAAAUUUGCAAAACUUUUUGAUAGUCAGUGUAAUUUAAAUACUGAAAAGACAUUGGCUUGGAUGGAAGGUCUUGUCCAGAAGAGUUUGAACGAUUUCCAGAAUGAAAGGGUUGCCCCACAGAUCACUUUUAGUAAAUCAGGUCCGGCUCUGACGCUUCAUGUUUCUGAAUCUAAUAAGAAAAUAAUGGACAUAGAUUUGGUUCCAUGUUUUGUUUUUGGUAGUGAUAAAUGGCCUAAGGGCUUCCGAAGUAAUCCUGUUCCUUCAAAGCCAGAAUUUUUUAUUGUUCCCAAAAGACCAAACAACUGCAAAAAACAAGAGCAGUCACAUCACUGGCGUCUUUCUUUCCAGGAGCAAGAAAGGGAGCUGAUUUCUGAUAAAAUGAUGUUAAAGCCAACUGUUAAACUGUUAAAGAUCAUGAGGGAUAUGUAUGAAGAUAGAUGGAUGGCUAGUUACUACAUUAAAACUGUGUUUCUUCAUUUAUGCGACCAGAAGAAUGAACAGUUCUGGAAAUCAUCUUUGACUCAUGUCUUUAAAACUACAUUAAGAGACUAUAAAGACGUAGUGAAAAAUGGAAAAAUACCAUAUUACUGGAAUGAAAAUAAUAAUUUAAUAGCCAACAUAAGUAAUAACUGCAUAGAAAAUUUUACUAACCGGUUAGAGAGGCUAUUGCAAGAGUUAGAAAAAAAUCCAGAAAAUGUGGAAAGUUGUUUACUGAGGCAGAGAAAACAAAAAAGAAGUUACUGGACUGGCAAUGAAUUUUCGCAUCGUCAUUUUACAGACCCACGAAAUGACCUGACUACUUGCGCCGGACUACUAUUAAUUAUUUUCUUGUUAAAUUCUACCUCUUUCUUUGCAUUUUUUCAAUCUCUACUUAUUUCGCUAAUACAAAACCUUCCACUAGUCAUUUUUUCUGUAAUGCUUCUGUUUGUUCUUUAUUUAAUCAAAAAAUUUAUAGAUUUCGUCAAAAGUCUACCCCAAGAAGUAAUACUAAAAUACUCUUCAGUCGUAGCUGUUAUCACCUGUUCGUUUUUCGAUAAAAAUCCUAGAAUUUUCCUUACAUUUUUCUCAGCGUGUGUAUUCUAUGAACUUUUGGAAUCCGUUAGGAUUGCUAAAAACGAUAUUUCCUUGGAAAGAUAUUUUCCCACUGUACUCAUCGUUAUUACGUUCACAGUUCAUCAUGCGAAUCCUCUUUACCUUGUCCUUUUUUCUUUAGUUCUCGUAGGGUUGAUCACACUGUGGUUGAUAAUAUGGUUUUUGUGCUUGAAAAGUGAACUCAUAAAAACAUCAACGUUUUUAGUGUUUGCGUUUGGAACAUACAAUUUUCCUCCUUUUGUGCUAAUCGUGCCUGCUUUGGCAACUUUUCUGUUAGUGUGGAAGACUCUAACAUUAGGUAUAAAGUAUUUGACCGUACAGCACUACCGUAUGUUGGCUGCUGGAAUUUUGUGUUUUCAAUUUGCUCCUGAUAUUUUUUAUUUGCUUAGAAUAAUUGUAUUUCUAAUGUUAGCAAAAGUGCUAACAUGGACGCUGAAUGUGCUUUUAAGUAUCGAAAACAUAAUUGUUACUUUAUUCAUGUUGAGUUCUUUUUUCCUAAGUGUCUUCGAUGUUCAAGAAUCUGCAAUAUUCCUCUUUCUGCAUGGAUUUGUAUUAAUUAUAAUCAAAAUGAUUGUUUUAUUUUUGGGUAAUUUAAAGUUAGAAAAUUGUGUUGCGUUGGCACUCGUUUUAAGUUGCUUUGAUGUUGAACACACAGAAGCGGCAAAUGUGAGGCAAUGGUACAUUUCACUGUUUGCUAGAUGUCAAACGAUUUAUGAAAGUCCGGAAUAUAGGGGAAUUUCCUUUUUAUUCAUGUCGUUGAUCGAACUGUGUGCCGUGUUGUUAGUCUUACGUGUCCCAGCGUCCACUUCGCUAAACAUGGAAAACGUACUGCAAGAAAUAAAUAAAAGAUUUAUAUCGUUACCAGAUGAAGAAGUUCGCAGAAAUAACAGAAUUUUGGAUUCGGUACUCACGACAUUCGUGGAUAAAAUGAAGACCAAAGAUCCCCUUUUCAAAGCAAUGUUCAGACGUGUAUUCUACGGUGGCAGUUACUACGACGGCCUUCGUGUUGGUAAACCUGAAGAGUUCGACUUAGAUCUAUUACUUGAUAUCCCUACAUAUGCGCAACCUGUUUUAAUGGAAAGCAAUAUACCUGGUUUUGUCCAUUUGCAAGUCAAGAACUUCGAUGGCUGGAUGAAACAGCCUGAAGCUAAGCCAGGUUAUGCAAAUUUUAAAAAAUUGUUUGAUGACAAGUUCUUCUUGAGUACAGAAAAAGUGUUAGCUUGGAUGCAUGGUGUUAUCCAGAUAACUUUCAACGAUUUUUCGCCGUCUAGCAAUGGGGUAUAUACUUUUCAAAAUCCAACGGGCACCUUUAAGAUUAAGUUCAGUAGUUCUGGACCAGCGUUGACUCUUCAUAUUGCAGGAGCUGGGGUGAAAAUGGACGUGGAUUUUGUAACAUGUUUUGUUUUUAGUGGGAAGAUGUGGCCUAUAAAUGGUUUUAAAAGUAACCCUUUUCCUUCAACUAAGCCGGAAUUUUUCAUAGUACCUAAGAAACCCAAAGCUCCAGAAAAUCAGCCAAUUCCUCGAUAUUGGCGACUGUCUUUCCAAGAACAAGAAAGGGCUUUAAUGGAGGACAAAAGAACUCUGAAGCCUACAAUCAAAUUGCUUAAAAAAUUGCGUGAUAAUCAACAACAAAGCUGCAUCGCUAGUUACUAUAUCAAAACGGUUCUUCUUCACAUUAUGGCACAAAAGGAGAUCGAUUUUUGGAGAAAACCGCUGAGUCAUGUUUUCUUCGUAGUUUUGGAAGAAUACAAGGAAUUUAUAAAAGAGGGAAAGAUCCCUUACUAUUGGAACAAGAAAAACAAUUUAAUAGGCAAAGUAAAUGCAGCAACUUUGCAAAAUGUCAGUGGAAGAUUGACAACGAUUAUUAAGGAGGUUAAAAAUUUUCCUGAUAAACCAGAAAUCAUCGCGAAAUAUUUACUGACGAAAGAAGAAUAUAGAAGCUUUAUUGGCGAAACAGCAAGUACUACCGGUGGUGUAUGUCCACAGCCCACCACUAGUAACAACGAUCAAGACAAAUCAAGUUGUUUACUUAGUUAAGUCUCAAUUUUAUCAUUUAUCUAUUUUAUACUUAACAGGUUUCGUUAAUUAUAUUCGAAUAAAUUAA